AUGAUGGCACCACCGGAAGUUCACCACGCAACUUUGAAUGCGACUUUCAGGGGAAUUCAACCGGAUGGUCAAGUCCCUGUUCAUCAAUUCUUGGGAAUUAAAUAUGCAAGUGUUCCUGCGCGGUUUGAGAAAUCAGAGCCGGUGAAUGAUUUGGCGGGGGCUGUUGUUGAUGCGACGAAAUAUGGCCCGCGAUGUCCCCAAAUGGAGAUAGAUGUUCGACAUCUACUUCGGAUCCCUGAGGAUUUCAAAAUUGCCCCAGAGCCGGAAGAUGAGUUCGAGUGUCUGAAUCUUGAGAUCACUUGUCCUCCGCUGUCUUCCGUUAAGGAGCCACUUCCAGUUGUCGUCUGGAUUCAUGGUGGCUCACAGAUCGUCACGUUUUGCUCCGCAGCAUCGAAGAUUUGCGAUCCCACCAAGCUCGUGUCGGAUUCGAUCGUAGCUGGAAAACCCAUCAUAUUUGUUUCGGUUAACUAUCGUCUCAACAUCUUCAGCUUCGGAGAUGGCAAGGAGAAAAAUCUUGCCCUCAAGGAUCAACGACUUGGUAUUGAGUGGGUUCGCAAGAAUAUUUCAUCAUUCGGUGGUGAUCCAAAUAACAUCACUCUCACUGGUGAGAGCGCCGGGGCCAUCUAUACCCAUGCGCAUCUGAUCACAGGCCCUCCUGUCAAAAGGGCUAUAAUGGCAUCGGGUACCCUUUACCUAUCAUCUCCAUUGCCCGUAGAGCGAGGUGAUGCGUUGAUCAAGACAUUGGAAGCAAAAGUGAAAGAGCUUGGGCAACCCUCGCUACGAGAAUCUUCCGUUUCAGUGUUGAUUCAGGCUCUGAAAGACUGCAAGGUGAAUACCAUGUGGAUGCAAGAAGAACCCGAGCUGGCGGAGUGGGAGAGUAGGCCGGAGCAGGUGGAGGAGGUCAUGAUCGGCGAUGUUGAAUAUGAGUCCGUCAUCUGGCGCAACGGUAUUGAGGCACUGGACGGCGAAACUAUAGGAGCCGCUUUCGAAAGCGAUAAAGAAUGGGGUAGCAAGCUUCGCAAGAUGUACCAUGUGAUUUCCGAUGAGCCUACGGCUGCAAAGCUCGGGGCUUUGGAUUUUGUCAACGAUACCCGUUACACACUUCCAGUUGAGAUCGUCGCGAACAAGCUAGCCGCCGCCAAUAAACGCGUUUACAAGUACGUCAUUGAUCAACCUAACCCCUGGCAACAAUCGAGUCGCUCCCAUCAUGCAGUUGAUCUGCUGUUUCUUUUUGAAGGAGUGGAUCUUUCAUUCAAUCCUGCCGCACAGGCAGUAGGAAAAGAGAUGCGACAGCGUUGGAUCAGGUUCGUCUCGGGAGAAGCGCCUUGGCCUGCAGAGAGCCGGUUCGCAUUCGGGCCUUUCGGCGAAUGUAAGGAGAUCGAUGAGAGGCAAUUCGCGGCGCGACGAAGAGUCGAGCCCUGCAAAGCGCUCGGAGAAGCGGGAACAGAAGUCUAUCUCCCCAUCCUCGGUGCACUCACCGCGGGACGAAUCAGCCUUCUCAAUUGA
Messenger RNA from Penicillium maclennaniae, 1506 nucleotides. RefSeq lists its product as uncharacterized. Bases 1 to 1506 code for a protein of 501 amino acids. NCBI's taxonomy places the organism in Eukaryota, Fungi, Ascomycota, Eurotiomycetes, Eurotiales, Aspergillaceae. The transcript is spliced from 6 exons. The record is from RefSeq and is a predicted model, not a curated record.